Sabethes cyaneus is the source of this 5239-nucleotide messenger RNA. RefSeq lists its product as uncharacterized. The record is from RefSeq and is a predicted model, not a curated record. The transcript is spliced from 13 exons. Gene Ontology annotation, cellular component: cell-cell junction. The coding region runs from base 1853 to 5239 and encodes 1128 amino acids. Lineage: Eukaryota; Metazoa; Arthropoda; Insecta; Diptera; Culicidae. Gene Ontology annotation, biological process: cell-cell adhesion. Gene Ontology annotation, molecular function: cell adhesion molecule binding.
AGUGCCAACAGGGCUGCUUUUGUUUUGCUGUGCUUGAUGAGGAAAGGGAGGAGAGAAGGAUUAUCUUCCUGUGAGAGCUUUGAAAGAGUCUCGGUGGAGCAUCGCCAUCAGAUCCAGCACGAAGAAAAUCCGCGUGAUCGCAUUAGUUCAGAACAUUUCUGACACUGAUAAAUGAUAAGUAGGAAACGUGUGAGGUAUUAUAAGGCCUCCUUACUUCGAUGUCAAGUGUGCUGUUGGCUCGUUAAAUAAUAAUCAUUUUUCGAACAAGCAAUCUGAUGUUCAAACCUUGCAAUUCAGUGGGCGGGAAAGUUUGGCCGUUGGCCUAUUUUUAAAACAAAAUAUUAUUCUGUGUGGAAAAUUCAGUGAAAAAAAAUGUUAUCACUACAGUGAAGUGCUGUGAAGCUGUUGGAAUACUUUGAAAAGUAUUACUAAUAGUUGCAGUCAACAACGGAUCAUCAAAAGAUUUCAAGCAGUUUGAAUGAAUUGGAAAAUCGCUCAGGAUAAAGAGCAAAGCGGACCACUCGUUCAUAAUUAACACACCAAAAGCGAAAAAGUGAGUUUUUCCAAUUGCUAGUAAAGUGAUAAUUAGUGAGCAUAAAAUUGCACAGAGGAAAAGCGGAAAAUCAAAAGCUAUUAAAACCGCACAGUGAAAAGGAAAAUUGGACUGAGUGAGUGAAACCGAAACAAAAAACACAGCUUCAAACCAGUCGGAUUUACGAAAAGGAGCAUCGAAUAAAUCACUCUCAAUGGCAGCGAUUUCGACGGGAUAAAAGAAAACAAAGUUAAUAUAAUUGUGUCGUUAGGCGAAAAGGACUUGAGCGAGGAAAAAUUAUUGUAAUUAACGAUAGUCAUUUUUUCUGGAAACGUGAUGUGUAUGUGGUGUUACCGAAAAUUCAUUCGCUUCGUUGUGUUAUUAAAUGGUACGUUUCUGACGCUCGAGGCAGAUUACUAAUUCAGCAGUCGUAAUUGAUAUGGUUGCACACCGUUUGAACACCGGAUAGUGAUGAAGUUGAUGUGUUCGAUUAAUGGAUUGCCGGCUGCCAGAUUCCCGUGAUAAUAAGUGGUGCACAAUAGUGCUAUGAUGUGCUUACUGACGCAAUUGUCGUGAGAAGUUUUGGUUGUAAUGACCCCGUUUCAAUAAAUAAAACACAAGUUUAUAGGAGUUGACAACAUUAGAACAUUUUUCAAAUUUCAUCACCAAUUUAGCCGCCGAAAUGAUAUCAUAUCAAGAUAUGGAAUAGCAAACAACACGGGGAACAAAUUUGUGUUUGUUGACAAAGGCAUCAAGUUUAUUUUUACCAAUAAUUCAGUCGGCCUAACUAGAAGUUCAUGGAAAUGCCGUGCAGACUCGUAUGUUUGUGGCUGAUUAAAUUUUUAUGCAUUGUGUACGAGGAAGGUUUUUGCAUCACUGAGCACGACUAUAGACAGCAGGCAUAGGCUAUUCGGGGUUUCGUCAGCAUAUAUAUCUAGCUUGUUCGAUACACACAGACAACGAGCAAAUUGUUCAUGCUGGGUAGCGGUUUAGCAUCAUGACGAAAUGGCAGAUUAUUUUGUAUAUGCCCUCGAACAGCCUAAUAUAAAUUUUCAUGGUAUUACUGCAAUUGCAAUGUGAGUGCUGAAACAAUAGACAUUAGUGUGAAUAUUUGGUGCGAUAAUCAACUAAGCAUAAAAAAUGAUCUGAUUUCCAUCCGCAUUUACUACUGAUGUGCAAAUCAAUAACUAUAAUUGGAAAUCGAGAAAUAGCACUAGCAACAUAAAAAGAUUAAGUUAUACAUUAUUGGGAACAUUUCCGUUCAUUUUCGUUAACUAAUAGAAAAAAAUAGACAGUUGGUGAAUAACGAAACAAUCAACAAUGGAUAAAAUGGAUUACAGAAUACUUAUUGUACUGUUUCUAUCUGCUGUUUGUAUAGAAGAUUCCGCCAGCCUGCAGCGAUUCGCUGAGCAGCCAAAAUAUACCGAGGUGAAUCCGGGCCAGGAUGCACUGCUGGUGUGCAAAGUGAUUGACAAACGCGGUGUAUGCUCAUGGCAAAAGGACAACAAACCGGUGGGGAUCUACCCAAAGAAAUACGAGUGGGCCAGUCAGUACGGCAUUGGCCAGACGACACACGUAGGUGGCGACUGCUCGCUGUGGGUCCGAGCCGCCCAGCUCGAAUUCGACGAUGGACUGUGGGAGUGCCAGGUCACGGCCAGUGACUUUACGACACAGGAUGCGCUCACCAGUCAGCCUGUCAGAUUAGUAGUUAGAGUUCCACCGCAACGACCCAGACUAGAGCACGAAGGUGUCCACGUUCCUCCCGGGCACAAUGUUACCGUAGACUCUGGUGCAAUGGCCACCGUAAAGUGUGUCUCGCACUACGGGAACCCACCAGCACAGCUGAAGUGGUUUCUAGGUGACCAGGAAAUAUCACCCCUUCAUCCACAAACAAAUUCAACCGAACCGGACAACCCCCGAACGUGGUCGGCUGCAGCUGUGGUGCAGAUUCCUGCCAACAAGGAUCGACAUGGCACGCUUUUGAAAUGCUUAGCAAUUCAUGAGUCGUAUGCAGCUCGAUCGGUGGCCGUCGAUGCACGAUUAGAUGUUAAGUAUGCACCUACGAUAAGACUGCUAGGCGCCCCUCAGAUAGAUCUAGAAGAAGGAAAAGAUUCGCUCAUCCUGCGAUGCCUAGCCGAUGCCAAUCCGACUGCCAGCAUAGUGUGGCGCAGGGCAGGCCGGUCGGAAAUAGCAAGUUUACAAGAAUCUUUACAAUUGAGACCAGUCGGUAGGCGCGACGCUGGUCUAUACACAUGCCAAGCGCAGAACUCGGUUGGAACAUCGGACACCCUUUCAGUUCAACUAGAUGUAAAAUAUGCGCCAAAGAUACUGUCAGCUGGCCCGGACCGACUAACAACCGCACCACUUUUUAGUCCCGCUGCCUUCGAAUGUGUAGCAGAAGGAAAUCCCCCACCCACCUACAAAUGGGUACAAAGAAUCUCAACACAGGGUAAACCAUUCCUCGACAGAGGGCGAGAAUCAAGACUGGUAAUAGAUAAUGUAACGUACGACUAUCAGGGCGAGUACGAGUGCCGGGCGACAAACUUUAUCAAUGGACAGGAAAGGACAGCUACAUCCGAUCCGAUAGCGCUUCAGGUAGUGGGAGCACCGCAGGUCCUGCGGACGUCCUCGACAGCGACCGGACAUUCAGUAUCGGUGCGGAAAGGAGAUUCUGCCACACUUUCGUUGAUAGUGUGUGCCGAUCCCCGUCCGAGACACGUUGCCUGGGAAUGGGGCUCCUUACGGCUAGAGGCGGGAUCCGGAAUAGGACGCUAUCGUGUUGAUGAUGUGACACAGGACAGUCGCGAAGACUGCUACCUAGCCACGCUACACAUCGACGACGCGGAUUUACAGGAUCAGCGACCGUAUUACUUGGUGGUCGAGAACGAAAGGGGAACCGACAGACACGCUAUCAAUCUUCGCGUGGAAGGAAUGUUUUCAGUCGAACCUUUGGAGCUGAGUUAUCUGCUUGGUAUCGCCGGGGGAUGCUUGGCCGCUUUCCUUAUGCUGAUUUGCCUCUGUAUCUACGCGAUUCGAAAGAGGAAAUGUUGUUUCAGAAAUCGAAACAACUAUAAAACCUCGGAAAAGGAUAGCGAAAAAGCGGAUCUGAAAUCACGAUCCGACAGCACCAGCGUUCCUCCGCUCGAUUCCAUCUACACGACGCCAACUGGUUUCCAUCAUCACCAAAACGGAACUCCUGGCUCGCCGGAAGCUAUGAAGUCAACAGCAGCGGCCAACACUUUCAACACACAAAACAAUCAACUGUAUUUAGGUGAACACACGAAUUGCACUGGCAGUAAUGCAGAUCUGGUGCUGGGUGCACUGAGGCAUCAGCGUGACUUGUUUAGUGGUUCUCUGGGAAUACCUGAUGUCACAACACGUGUGGGCAGUGUAAUACAUGCAUUCGAAUCGAUGGCCCGGGAAAGACAAACACUUGAAAGAAAUGGCGGCGAAAAGCCAUACGACAGCUCGAUGGGUCCGCGGUAUCGAUCCCAUCGAGCUAAUAUAAAAAGGGUCAAUGAUAAUCGGCAUAGAAUCAUAUUGCCCACUCCCAAGAUAUCCCCUUCCUUAAAUGAUUCCUCCAACAUUGUACAGCAGCCCUAUCCCAGAUCAAACUCCUUCAGUAACAUUAUCCACAGCGACGGCAGCAGUAGUAACAAACAGAAUAAUGGAAGCAGUAGUCGUAAUCUGCAUACCAAUAACAAUAAUUUAGAACAGUAUUUUCUUCAUACAAAUAACCAUAAUAAUCAUAAGCAGACGAUACCGAAAACGACUUUCCAGUCGAACGCUGGCCCUGGAAUCCAUUAUAAUCUGGCUAACGAUAAUGAAUCAAGUAAUUUCGAUUCGUUGAAUCUGGACGAUGAUUACCGUAAAAGCUCUUUUGGCAAACAAUCAAAACUCCAACCAACCACAGCUUCGCUUGGAACGUUCAGUCGUAAUCAACAUUUAAAUGAUGCAACCGCUACUAGUAUGACCAACAGCAGCACUACUAACUUCCACAGUUCCCCCCAAGUGGUAGCAGCUGGAGGCAGCCACAGUAGAAACAAUCCGAAUGUAUUUUUUACCACGACGCCAGUACCACCACAAUCGCCACCACCGCUGCCGUUGUUAUCAUCGAUGCAGAUACCGGAAAAGGAUACACCGUCGUUGGCGACGCCCAGUACCGGUGGGAUGGGGAAAGUGACAACGACGUCGCCACAAGCGCCAACUUCAACGAUGCGCUAUUACAACCACGAUAACAACAACAAUAAUAAUAAUAGCAGCACUCUUCGUACCACCACUAAUGCUGGCCUAGGUGGUAAUCGUGACGGAACCGACGACAACUACGGUGCCGAUAAUAACACCAGCAAUGACAAAUUCCUUCGCGGUACCACUGUCAGUCAAUCAUUCAUCAAGAACGUGAAGAACAUGCGGAGAAAGUCUUCUUCGUACGAUCUACAAAACGCCAACGUAACCGGACUAACGAAGGGAGGAAUGGCAAAUUCCUCCUCCACUGGUUACAAGCAGCGAGGAGGAGCAUUGGUGACGACAGCUGCUAGACACCUUUACAGACGAACGCCGAAAGGUCCUGGCUCUGAUAAUGACACUGAUGAAUUAACCACCGACAACUUGGGAAUGCAACGGGAAAAUUCUGGCGUCGCCAGCAACCGUUCCUCAGGUAAGCGGAAAAUGUUUCAACCAAAAACAUUAGAUAGAGCGGAAAUUUGA